Messenger RNA from Penicillium manginii, 7803 nucleotides. RefSeq names its product type I polyketide synthase. The record is from RefSeq and is a predicted model, not a curated record. The coding region runs from base 1 to 7803 and encodes 2600 amino acids. Gene Ontology annotation, molecular function: 3-oxoacyl-[acyl-carrier-protein] synthase activity; fatty acid synthase activity; oxidoreductase activity. The transcript is spliced from 7 exons. Gene Ontology annotation, biological process: fatty acid biosynthetic process; secondary metabolite biosynthetic process. Lineage: Eukaryota; Fungi; Ascomycota; Eurotiomycetes; Eurotiales; Aspergillaceae.
AUGAACCCAUCGUCAGAAAAAUCGUGGCAUCUCGACGAUCCUGCUUCAGAUGCCGUCGAGCCUAUUGCAAUAAUUGGUAUUGCUGCCAGAUUUGCAAAGGAUGCUCUUUCAAUGGAAGAUCUUCGGGACAUUUUGCUAGAGGCCCGUUCUACAUGGUCUCCCAUUCCAAAGGAACGAUUCAACUCCGAGGCAUUUUAUCAUCCAGAUCCUGAACAUGGAGGCACGCUCCAUGUCCAGGGAGGGCACUUCCUCGCUGAGGACCCUGCCCAGUUUGAUUCGUCCUUCUUCAACAUUACAAAAAAUGAGGUGCUCACGUUGGACCCACAACAGAGGCUGGUGAUGGAAAACGUGUAUCAUGGUCUCGAGAAUGCCGGCGUCCCCUUGGCCCGUGCGAUCGGAUCCAAUACAUCAGUAUUCGUCAGUGGGUUCAAUCAUGACUAUUUGGGGAUCCUCAACUCAGAUCCCGAGACGACCGUAAAGUACAAGCCUACUGGUGCCUCGAAUUCGAUUAUUUCGAACCGGGUCAGUUGGUUUUUCGAUUUUAAAGGACCCAGUAUGACUAUUGACACGGCUUGUUCGAGUAGUCUGGUUGCUCUGCACCUGGCUGUCCAGAGCCUACGAUCCCGUGAGACAACCAUGUCUGUUGUGAGUGGCGUGAGUAUACUUGAAAACCCGCUCGAGACCACUGGUCACAGCCACCAUGGUCUUCUUGGUGCCCAAGGCCGCUCCUUCAGCUUUGACGCUCGUGCUGAGGGAUAUGCUCGUGGUGAAGGGGUUGGCACUGUGAUAUUAAAACCUCUAGUAGAUGCGAUAAGAGAUGGAGAUGUGAUUCGCGCAGUGAUCCGUGAAUCAGGUGUCAACCAAGAUGGUCGGACAUCCGGGAUUACUCUUCCUAGUGGCGAGGCCCAAGAAUCUCUGAUACGAAAAGUCUAUGAGCGAGCUGGUCUGACUAUGCAAGAUACCCGGUUUGUUGAAGCUCAUGGGACUGGAACCCGAAUCGGUGAUCCCAUCGAAGUGAAAGCACUUGCGAAGGCAUUUGAGUGUCAACGAGAUGGGCCUUUGCAUAUCGGGUCACUAAAAUCAACUCUUGGCCAUACGGAAGGAUGCUCUGGUGUGGCAAGCCUCGCGAAAGCCAUCCUGAUCCUUGAGUCCGGUAUUAUCCCCGCGAACCACGAUUUGCAGGAGGUGAAUCCUGAGAUUUUGGCGAAGGAAUGGAAUAUUGACUUCCCUUCGGAAAGCAUCCCUUGGCCCACUUCUGGUCUCCGAAGAGUUUCAGUUAAUUCAUUCGGAAUUGGAGGGACAAAUGCACACUGUAUCCUUGAUGAUGCUUACCAUUAUCUUGAUGAGCGUGGCCUCGAAGCUUCACACAACACUAGCACCGUAAUUCGUCCAUUUAAACCACUGCACGGUCAACUUUCACUUCUUCCCGAAGCUGAUGGGGGUUUGAACAUGUCGCUUACUGGGUUUGAAUCUGACAGCGAUGAUACCGAGGUCGACUUUAGUGAAACACCCAUCGCUCAGACACCCCUCGUCCAGAGCGGUGCAACAACUCCUUUGAUCAAGCCAGUCCAAGUCCGCGAAAUUCCAGAAGUGCCAAUGGAAAAUCAACAACUUUUCCUUCUCACUGCAUUUGACGAAGAUGGCGUUAAGCGCAUUGCAUCUUCGUAUGCCUGUUAUGUCAAAAAGCGGAAUGCUUUUGGAGCGCAAAGCAGCAACCUACUGAGAAAUCUAUCCUUCACAACUUCGACACGGCGCUCCAAGUUUUCUUGGAAGAGCUUCUUAAUGGCCUCCACUGCCAAAGAACUCGAGUGGAAUUUGGUGGAGGGGAAUUUCACAAAACCGACCAGGGCGGAGUUGCCCCCAGACGUCUGUUUCGUCUUUUCCGGACAGGGAGCGCAGUACAGCGCAAUGGGGAAAUCGCUUUUCAAAUACCAAGUAUUCAGACGUGCAAUGGAGGAGGCUUCCGACUAUUUUCAAAGCCUUGGAAGUGGCUGGUCACUGCUUGUGGAACACGCAGCAAUUGAGUCACAGUCAAAGGUUGACUCUCCUGAGAUCGCACAGCCGCUCUGCACUGCACUUCAGGUCGCCUUGGUCGAGCUUCUAGCUAGCUGGGGAAUAUCUCCGACACGAGUGGUUGGCCAUUCAUCAGGUGAGAUUGCAGCGGCCUAUUGUUCUGGCAAAAUUUCGCGUGAAGCUGCAUGGAAGGUCGCCUAUCUUCGAGGAGCUCUUUCGUCUAGACAGCAGUCAGCAAAUGGAGCAAUGAUGGCCGUACGUCUGGAGGAGUCGAAAUUGAACCGCCAUAUCGAAUCCGUCCGGGAAAGACUCCAAGGCGAACUUAGGAUUGCAUGUUCCAACAGUCCUACAAACAACACCGUCUCAGGCUGCGCAGCUCUUAUUGACGAGUUAAAGGCCAUACUGGAUAACGACGGCGUGCUCGCGCGGAAACUCAAGGUUCGAAAUGCUUAUCAUUCAUCGCAUAUGGAAAGUAUUUCAAAUGAAUACCUCGAGCUUAUGGGAAGCUUGGGCUUUGGCAGAUACCUUGUGUUACCACACCCAGUUCGUAUGUUUUCGACUCUCACCGGAGAAGAGUUAAACGAAGACCCCCUGCCGAGCAGAUACUGGGUGGAUAAUCUGGUUUCCCCUGUGCGUUUUACCGACGGCAUGAAAGGCGUUCUGUCUUCAGGACAUAUUGAGUCCGGUGGAAUCUCCAACCUUUCAUACUUUGUGGAAAUAGGACCCCAUUCGACCUUGCAAAGUGCGAUCAAAGAUACCUUGUCGUCAGAGUUUAGCAAAGGAAAGGCCAAAUACCUUGCCAUUCUGAACCGAACUGAUCCAACUUUGACCCCUUUACUUAGUUUGAUUGGCUUUCUUUCUAGCGGUGGAUACAAAAUUGACAUCCACAAAGUCAACAUGGCUUCCUGUGAGUACCCAAAUACUCAGGCUAAGCUUUUGGUUGAUCUUCCGGCGUACUCUUUCAAGCACGCAGAAAGGAUACUUUACGAAAGUCGACUGAGCAAAAAUCUUCGCUUUCGCAAGUUCCCGCGUCAUGAUCUUUUCGGCGCUCCUGUAAUGGAUUGGGAUGCCAAUGCACCACGUUGGAGACAUUUCGUGAGACUGGAAGAAAAUCCCUGGAUAAGGCACCAUGUGAUUGCCGGGAACCAUGUUUACCCAGGUGUAGGCUAUCUCGUGAUGGCAAUUGAAGCUUCGCGGCAGUUGGUUGGGGAGAAGGCCAUAACUGGUUUCCACCUACGCCAAGUCUCCAUUCGUCGAGCAAUGAUUAUUCCGGACACCAAGCAGGGAAUGGAAGUCUGCGUCUCAAUGUCGACCGAAUCCUCCUCUGAGCUCAGGGUUUGGCGCCGGUUCAAUGUCAGUUCGUACAAUGAGGCAAGUGAGCACUGGACAGUGCACUGUACUGGUCUCAUCUCGGUUGAUGAAAGCUCAUCGGACGACCCCUUGAGCAAUUCUCAAGAAAUCAAAACCGAAGCCCAAGAAUUGCGACGCAGGUAUAACAGUGUUCACAAGACCUGCAACCGUCCGAUAAAUUUCUCGAAUUCGUACGACGCGCUUCGAAAAUCGGGGUUGGAGUUUGGUCCACUAUUCCGCAAUCUUCACGAUGUGCGGCUCACAGACUGCCAGUUGGGGCAGAUGACUGGCCUGGUGACUGUUCCCGAUAUUGCAGAGUCUAUGCCAAAGCACUACGCGCAUCCGCACCUAAUUCAUCCCGCCACAAUGGAUAGCAUGAUCCACAUGAUGAUCGCAGCUGUGAUGGAUUUCACUAGGAAGCCUUCCCUCAAAAAUAUCAGACUUCCAACAUUCAUCCGCGAUAUGUGGGUAUCUGCCGAUUUGAACUCUACUCCUGGUCAUAGAUUCGAGGGAUGUGCAUCGGUACAACCCUCAACCUCUGAGAAAUUUGAAGGUCAAAUACGAAUUUUCGAUUCCAGUUCCAAGGCUCAUUGUAUUUACAUGAGUGACAUUGAGCUCACACCACUCGACAAGGACAUGGAAGAUGCUCCUGGGUGUCAGGUUUGCAACACAAUUGAAUGGAAGCCAGAUGUUAAUUUCCUGGACUCGGAGACAGCAUGCACGCUGGCUCAGAUCCAAGUCUGCCCCACAGACUACGAUGAGGAAUUAUUGUGGGUAAAGCGUCUCCAGUUGGUCACCAUGAUAUCUGUCAUCGAGGCAUUGAGCACGCUGGGGGAAAUUGAUACUGAGACCCUACAACCUCAUCUCCGCAAGUUCUUUAACUGGAUGCAGCAUAUACAAGGGAAUCUUUUAAGUGACAAGAUCAUUCAUCUGUCGCUUGUCGAGUUUGAAACAUGCUUGCAUGACAAGCUCCUGAGAGACGCUAUUUUUGAAGAAGUUGCAAAUCAGAAUGCGACAGGCGCACUGACGGUUCGAAUGGGACGAAAUAUUGCGUCUGUUAUACGACAGGAGGAAGAUCCACUGCAUUUGAUGUUCGAUGAAGAUCGCCUGAUGGAACAGUUAUACAACGAGAUCAUUCGUCUAGACAAUCUGCCUCAAUACCUUAGAAGCCACCUGUCUUUGAUUCGCCAUCAAAAGUCUCAGUUGCAAAUUCUGGAAGUUGGCGGGGGGGACUGGAAGUUUGACUGCGGAGCUUUCUUCAGAAAGGCUCAAGAUAGAUUCCACCUCUGGAAAGAAAUUAUGAAGUUUGAAGUCUUCAAUCUUGAAGAAGAGCCUGCUGCUCAAGGUCUCGAGGCCAACUCCUACGAUCUAAUCUUUGCUGGGAAUGUGAUCCAUGCCACCUCUGAUCUUACUGCAACAUUGCGGAGACUGCGGUCGUUACUUCGUCCUGGAGGACAGCUAAUCAUGCAAGAAGGAGUAAGACAAGACUUUCUAUGGUACCCAGUUGCAUUCGGUCAACUUCCCGGUUGGUGGCUUGGAGACGAGCCCAUUCGAAGAUGGUGCCCCUAUAUUCCCGUUUCCGCCUGGGAGCCACUACUCGUUGACUCAGGCUUCUCUGGUGUUGACAUCGAGUAUCCCUCUUCCGAAAAUAUUGAUAUGAGCUGGCAAAGUAUCAUAAUUUCCACCGCUCUCGAAUAUGUGAAGCAGACGCCACAGAAUGUUUAUAUUGUAUCCUCCGGACCAAAAACACUCGACAUCGCCGAUUGUAUAACCCAGAUUCUUGAGGACGCUGGAACAUAUAACACUAUCACGUUAAAACUCAACGAGCUUGCUCACUUUUCUUUACAAGGCUCCAUGUGUAUAUUCCUCGCCGAUAUCGAGAGCCCAACUUUCACGGCCAUUGAGAAUAACGAGUACAACGCACUAAAAAACAUGUUGAUGAGUUGUGAAAACUUGCUUUGGGUUACUCCGGACUCAAGUGAAUUGCCACUUGCGAGUAUUUGCUUGGGUCUACUCCGCACCAUUCGUUCGGAAAGAGAUUCUGACGGUUCAAACAUUGUCACUCUUACAGUUUCAGACUGUCAGCAUGUCCCGCCCGAGGAUGUGGCAGUCUGGACUUGUGGGAUUGUUAAGCAUCAGUUCACCAACAACGAAAGGGAUGAUAGACACGCUGAAUACUUGCUACGGGACGACAUCAUUCAUAUUGGUCGACUUCGAACAUUCGAUGCUGCGAACAAUUUUUUGGCCUUGCAAUCUGAAGCCCCUCCACCCGACCUGCUACGCAUCAAUGAUAUCCAGCGCCCCGUUUGCUUGGAGAAGUUCGCGCCCGGAAUCGAUCCACGUUGGAUCACUGAUCUCCAGCACUUCAAUCCACUACCCGAAACCCAGAUCCUAGUUGAGAUUCGUGCCAUUGGUGUGACUUCAAGCUUUGAUAGCCUGAAUAUACCUAUCGAGGCGGCUGGCAUUGUCACCAAGGUCGGACCCGCAGUGAAAGGCCUGACCACCGGCGACAAGGUGGUUUUACUGGUCAGUAGCACUGGUGAUAAGUCUUUCCAGACUUUUGCGCGAAUUGAAGAGGCGGUUGCUAUCAAGAUAGCAGAUAAUAUCCCCCUGGAGACUGCUGCCAGUCUGCCAGCAGCUUUUGUCACUGCAAUAUAUGGCCUCGGACACGUUGCGAAGCUAUCUUCCAGUGACACAAUCUUGAUUCAUGCUGGUGCGGAUGUUUAUGGUCAAGCUGGGAUCCAAUACGCCAAGUUGAUUGGGGCCAAUAUUUUCGCAACUGUUUCCACCGCUGAGAGCAGGGCAUUUUUGACUGAUGUGUAUGGAAUACCCGAAGCUAACCUUUUCUCUAACAAAAGUCUCGACUUUUCCAAGAGCCUCAUGAGACGUACCAAUGGUGCUGGAGUUGAUGUCAUAUUCAAUACACUUACGGGUGAAGUUCAGCAAGAGUCCUUUUCAUGCAUCAAAGAAUUUGGUCGUUUCAUAGAUGUGUCAGGAAAUACUUCCCAUCUACAUUUGACGCAGGCGCCUGCAUCAGUUCUUCGAACGCUCUCAAUUUCUAACAUUGAUCUUGAAAUCCUUAUUAGCCAUCGACCAAGUAUCGUUCGACAACUCAUUGAAGAGAUCUUCUGUUUGUACUCUGAAGGAAAGCUCAGACAGGUCCAGCCUCUCAACAUACUGCCGCUUUCUCAAAUAAAGCGCGGCAUUCAGACUCUCCAAAGCGAAGAAGCUGCUGAGAAAAUAGUUUUCGUCCCAGGCCCAGACGACCUCAUUCCCAUUGUUCCAGAACAAUUAUCUCGUUUCCAGUUCGAUGGAAAGGCGUCUUACAUUCUUGCUGGGGGCCUUGGUGGGCUGGGGCGUAGCACCGCUCUCUGGAUGGCUGCGCAAGGUGCGAAGAGUCUAAUUUUCCUGUCACGGUCGAAUAAGUACUCUGAAGCAGUAAAAAUAAUGGUUUCGGAACUUGAAAGGCUCGGAUGCGACGCUCAUAUCUUUGCCUGUGACUUGGUUGAUCGAUGUCGCCUACGCACCGUACUGGACGAUUGCCAUCGGAUACUCCCUCCCAUCAAAGGAUGCAUUCAAUGCUCCAUGGUUCUAAAAGACGCAGCCUUUGAGGGAAUGUCCCUGGAUACCUGGCAAGCUGCGAUUCAACCCAAAGUCACAGGCUCGUGGAAUUUGCACGAGCUUCUUCCGUCUGAACUAGACUUCUUCGUCAUGUUAUCCUCGGUAUCCGGGAUUUUUGGCAAUCGUGGUCAGGCGAAUUAUGCGGCAGGAAAUACAUUCCAAGAUGCGCUUGCAGCGUAUCGCAUCGCUCGUGGCAUGAAGGCGUCUGUCAUCGACCUCGGCAGUGUAUCGAAUGUCGGUUGGGUCGAGGAGAAUCUUCAAAAUGAGGCAGGCCGGCUGGGAAACCUCUAUCAAAUACUCAAAGAAAGCGAGGUCCACAGUGCGAUUGAAUUCAUGAUCGAUUCACGUCAUGACAAAGGGCAGAAUCAUGCGGGCCAGCCGGUAUCGCAACUGGUUCUUGGUCUGCCAACAGCAGAGCUAUGCCGUCAGAACGGUAUUCAGGUUCCCCCUUACCUGAAAUAUUCGCUAUUCACGCAUCAGCGCUCUACUAUAAUAGUAAGCCAGGAUGAAAUGGGCGAAGAAAAGAUAAUUAGCACUGCGGCUCUUCUAGCAUCCACAAGUACCUUUGACGAGGCAGUGGAAGUGGUGUCGGAUGGGAUUGUGCAGAAGUUUUCAGCACUUCUUGCCAUUCCGGUUUCUGAGAUCGAUGUUCAGAGAUUUGGUCUCAACAUCAUUGACUCACUGGUUGCCAUGGAAUUUCGCUCGUGGGUUAAGAAGGAGCUUAGCGCGGAUGUGUCUGUGUUGGACAUCAUGGGGGCGCAAAACAUUCGAUCGCUGAGUGAGAAGAUUGCCGAUAUCAGGAAUACGGGUUCGAGCUAA